GGUGACUCGGAAGUUGUUCUUGGCAGACCGGAGAGUGAAAACAGUGGGUUGCAGUAAUGGAGCCGGACCUGUCAGACCGUUACGACAAUGCACUGCUGGGUAUCCUGCAACACGUGGGAAACGUCCAGGACUUUCUAAAUGUCUACUUUGGCUUUUUGUAUCGCAAGACAGACUUUUAUCGGCUGCUUUUGAGCCCCCAGGAUCGCAUGGGAUUCCCCCCAGGUACUGCACAGAACAUGGUGCUGCAGGCAUUCAAAACUUACGAGCGACUGGCAGUGCAAGACCACGAGCAGAAAAUGCAGGUUCUGCAAGAGAAGUUGAAAAAGAAGGAGGAAGGGUUGUCAGAGAGUGGCUCUGCUCCAGCAGCGGUGGAAGAAGUUCUCGUAGAAGAACCAGCAGAAGCGAUUCCAGUGAAGCCGGAGGAGCCUAAGGAACCCGAUUCACAAGAGGAAGCUGAGGCCAGUGGAAAUGACGCAGAGGACUCCGCUGCUAAACAACAGGACAAAGAGUGUUUCCAGAUGGAGUCGGACAGCUACAAUGGCGCCGUGAGGAAAAAUUACGCAUGGUCGCAGGAUUACUCGGACGUGGAAAUUAAAGUUCCAGUGCCUAAAGAUGUGGUGAAAGGCAGACAGGUGUCGGUGGACCUGCGCAGCACAUGUAUCCGAGUGGCAGUGAGAGACAGUCAAGACGAGCGUGUCUUGAUGGAAGGAAACUUCACUCACAAAAUAAAUGCAGAGACCUCCCUGUGGAGCCUGGAACCUGGGAAAUGUAUCUCGAUUAGUCUGAGUAAAUGCGGGGAAUACUGGUGGAAUGCAAUCUUAGAGGGUGAGGAAAAAAUCGACAUCGACAAGAUCAACAAGGAGCGGAGCAUGGCCGCAGUGGAUGACGAAGAACACGCCGUGUUGGACAGGCUCACGUUUGACUACCACCAAAAACUGCAAGGGAAGCCACAGAGUCAUGAGCUGAAAGUUCAUGACAUGCUGAAAAAAGGAUGGGAUGCAGAUGGUUCACCGUUCAAGGGGCAGAAUUUUGACCCGUCCAUGUUCAACAUUUCCCCGGGUGCUGUCCAGUUCUGACACCAGCAAAUAUUAAUCUGUCCCUCCUGGGGUCAAAGUUUACACGGUCACACCUGGGUGACCAGAGGGUCCUUCUAUCAUUACAGUUCACAUCCACGUAUGACAAUGUAUUUAAAUGCUUAUUUAAAACUGGUUUGUAAUUAUUUUUGAACUGGUAUUUGCCAGAGACGGGAGUUUCCCUGGAACAUUUCUUCCUCUGUUCAUUUUUAUUCUGUGAUCAAAAGUAGUGCAAAUCUUCUUGCCAUGUUUCCUCCGGUGAACAUACUCGGACCUUGUACUUUACACUUGGAAGCCAAGAUCACCAAGUCAAGAAUAUGAGGAAUAUAGUCACAUGCAAAAAUCCAGUAAGGCUACUUCUCCAUUGUGUUUGCAGUGUCCAUUUGCUUUAUGCUUUGGGAAAACAUAUUUCAAGUGUAUUGAUCGGCCCUUAGUCACUCGAUAGAGGCCAAAAGUGUCUCCUUUGGUCUAGUAUACGACCAUAACGUGUUUUUUUUUUGUUUUGUUUUUUACUGUGUGUAAUAGCACAGUCAUGCUGGGUUAUUCUAUACAGAAGCGUCCUCUAAAAACAUAUACUUUUUUUUUUUUAAUACAUGGAAGCCUUUCGCUGACAGAUGCCACUGUAUGCCUCGCCUCGGAGGUGUGCAUUAGGAAAUCAUCCUGAUGUAUACCUUGACUGUACAUACACAGCAAGUAAACUUCCUGCUUGUGCCUAAUGCAGAAAUUAUGUACAUGUAAGUGCCCUGUGUGAGCGUGUCCUCAUGUCUGGGUGAUAGAGAUAUAUA
Molecule: messenger RNA, 1858 nt
Organism: Bufo bufo (common toad)
Lineage: Eukaryota; Metazoa; Chordata; Amphibia; Anura; Bufonidae
Gene: NUDCD3
Product: NudC domain containing 3
Exons: 7
Coding region: 57-1076 (339 amino acids)
Biological process (GO): protein folding
Cellular component (GO): cytoplasm
Source: RefSeq, a predicted model, not a curated record